Molecule: messenger RNA, 1910 nt
Organism: Aspergillus eucalypticola CBS 122712
Lineage: Eukaryota; Fungi; Ascomycota; Eurotiomycetes; Eurotiales; Aspergillaceae
Product: C2H2-type zinc finger protein
Exons: 3
Coding region: 1-1431 (476 amino acids)
Biological process (GO): regulation of transcription by RNA polymerase II
Cellular component (GO): chromatin
Molecular function (GO): DNA-binding transcription factor activity, RNA polymerase II-specific; RNA polymerase II cis-regulatory region sequence-specific DNA binding
Source: RefSeq, a predicted model, not a curated record
AUGCCUCACACCACCGUGGGUAGCCUGCCUCCCUCCUCGUUCCUGUCCCACCCCAAUCCGCAGGCUCAACCCCAGCCGUCGCAAGCCUACCAUCCUCCUCAUAGCGUGCUGCCUCCCGCGUCCAGCGCGCAGACCUAUCCCCAGCCGAUUGCGCCGGCGCCUCCGCGUGAUCGUCGCUCGGACUUCUCCGGUCUUCCGUCAGGUGCUUUCAGCUACUCCGAUAACAAGGGAUCGCCUUGGAUGAACCCCGACCCUGUUGCAGGUGCAAACGGUGCUCCCCCGUAUGCUGCGAAGGAACCACCUAGGACCCAGGUUGUUGGGUCGCAGGGCCGCCGCGGAAUUUUGCCGAGCGUUCCGGGACGCGCGACUCCCGUCACGAACGGUGUCAAUGGUACCGCGAAGAACACUACUAUUCCGGCCAAGGAUGCGGAUGGAAAGUUCCCUUGCCCGCACUGUAACAAGACCUAUCUUCAUGCGAAGCAUCUGAAGCGCCAUUUGCUCAGACACACUGGAGACCGUCCGUACAUGUGUGUGCUCUGCAAGGAUACCUUCUCUCGCAGUGAUAUCCUCAAGCGCCACUUCCAGAAGUGCUCGUUGCGCCGCGGUAACCCUACUGGGGCGACUCACCUGUCGCACCCUCAGGCACACUUGAAGCGGUCUCAAGCUGCGCAAAACGCCGUUAAACCCGUUCAGGAUGAAGUCAAUACGACCGUCCCGCAUCCCAACGGUAUGCCGGGUGCUACGUAUGGCGAGGCGCCCGUGAACGGCAAUGGCAUGGCUCCCGGUCGCCCCGGAUAUCCGGAACAGCAGCCUUUGGGAUUCUCCAUGCCUUCCGUCAAUGGGAUGAACCGCGGUCAGCCCGAAGACGCGUUCCCCGGCGGACAGCCUCACCAGCGUGGACCUUGGCUUGCUGCUCCCAAGCAGAACCCAUACAUGGUGCAGCCUGGCGCAGAUGCAAAUGGCCAGCAGCUGAAUGUUGAUCGUCCUCCUAUUGAGCAGGUAAAGCCCCCGGUUGUUCAAGACCCUAAACGUCCUGUCAUGCCUGGACCUCCCAAUCACGCUGGCGAAAUUGACUGGACUUCGAUGUUUCAGCCCGGAGCGUCCGACGGUUACAUCAAUCCCGUCUUCCCCCAGACCAUGGCGUCCGGCCAGGAGCCUAUCCACGCUCACGUCGACACCGAACGCAAGUUUUACCCCACCACCACCGCUGGUCCCCAGGAGGGUGGGAUGAAUGGUCUCUACCUGGCUUCGACCACGCUGAGUGGCGACGCGAUAUCUUGCAAUGCUAGUCAUUUGUCUGGGAGUAUCGAUGGGGACGCUUCUCCGAUCAUGCUGAUGAUGCUCUUACAUAAGGGUUUACAUGCUAUGCGGUUUGGCGCCUUAUCAGUCUCCUGGAUCAUGCGCAUGAACCCAGCCUGGAAAAUCACAUGAAUGAUUAUCGAGGGUUAUCCCUAUAAAAGAAAAAAAUAUGAACCGGAAAAUGGAAGGGAAGGGGAAAAAAUACAGAUAGAAAAAAGCUCGUUUCGGCCACCGACUCCGCGCAGCGCGCCACAGCGUUGGUCUAGAUUACAGCAUCCGGAUCACUCAUUGUUAUGAAAAACGUCUUCUUUUGUCCUACUGGGUUAUCUGGUCGUCCAUUGUUUAUUUGAAAAAUCUUGUGAGCAUUUUCUACGGCGAGUGCAGAUUUGCGGUGAUUCUGGACCUGUUUUGUUAUGUUUCCAUCCAUUAUGAGUGGGUUGAUGGGAUGGUGUGUGUGGUUUUUUAACUGGCGUCCAAUCAUAGACUUGGGCAUGUGUUUGAUUUUUGUUGCGUCAAGGGCUCUCUCAUCUUAACGAGUCAUCAAAAGAUUUCUUGCGGGGAAGGCUUCCGUCCACUCUUCGUUUCGCGUUGCAUGUUCCCUUUUCCUGUUC